AUGAAGAUCAUUCUAAGCAACCAGACCGUCAACAUCCCAGAAAAUGUUGACAUCUCUCUUAAGGGUCAGAUGGUUAUUAAGAAGGGACCCAGAGGAAACCUCCAUAGGGAUUUCAACCAUAUCAAUGUUGAGCUCAGUCUCCUUGGAAGGAAGGAAAAAAAAAGCCUCCAGGUAGACAAGUGGUGGGGAAAUGGAAAAGAACUUGCAACCAUGUGCACAAUCUGUAGUCCCAUACAAAAUAUGAUCAGAGGCAUUAGCCUGGGUUUUCAUUACAAGAUGAGGUCUGUAUAUGCUCACUUCCCCAUCAAUUUUGUUAUUCAAGAAAAUGGCUCACUUGUUGAAAUCAGAAAUUUCUUGGGUGAAAAAUAUAUCCAAAGAGUGUGCAUGAGACCAGGUGCUGUUUGUGCUGUUUCUCAAGCCCAAAAAGAUGAGUUAAUUCUUGAAGGAAAUGAUAAUGAACUUGUUUCAAACUCAGCUGCCUUGAUCCAACAGGCCACUACAGUCAAAAACAAGGAUAUCAGAAAAUGUUUGGAUGGCAACUGUGUUUCUGAGAAAGGCACAGUGCAACAAGCAGAUGAAUAA
Trichosurus vulpecula (common brushtail) is the source of this 582-nucleotide messenger RNA. RefSeq names its product 60S ribosomal protein L9-like. The record is from RefSeq and is a predicted model, not a curated record. Gene Ontology annotation, molecular function: structural constituent of ribosome; rRNA binding. Gene Ontology annotation, biological process: cytoplasmic translation. The transcript has a single exon. Gene Ontology annotation, cellular component: ribosome; cytosolic large ribosomal subunit. NCBI's taxonomy places the organism in Eukaryota, Metazoa, Chordata, Mammalia, Diprotodontia, Phalangeridae. Bases 1 to 582 code for a protein of 193 amino acids.